AUGCAUUACGCAUACGCCGUGUAUGCCGCCCUCAGCCUUCUUUGCUCUUCUGCGCCUUGUGCGCUAAGCGCACUGCAAUCCCGCACCACCGGCCAACUGGCCAGGCUGCCCUUCUUUGGCGGCGGAGUUACCCAACUGCUGCACUAUCUGCGCCCCAUGGAGCAGUCCGCCUCCAAUGGCCGUCGCUCGGCCCUGCGCAGUGCUCUGGAUGAGAACUAUGUGAGCUAUCGCGGUGGCCAGCUCUGGAAGCUCAACUUCAAUGGCACGCGUCGCACUGACGUCGAUAGUCCACCGGAUGCUCAUUAUAAUCAAUUUGUGGAAAACAUGUUGCUACUGUGGCUGCCUCGACUGCUGCUGCUUGCCGCUGGCCACGCGCAGCAUUUGCUGCUGUGGCGCAGCAUUACGUUGCCCGGACUGGGACUGCCGCAGCUGUGGACGAUGAAUAGCAGCGAAUUGUACGAGGCAACCUUUGAGAGUUUGCAGUGGUUGGCGCCAACAGAUCUGCGACGCUUUGAUUUUAUAUCAGCGGACUCGACAUAUCAGAUAAAUCGACGUUAUCGCAACGAUUCGAGAGUGCGACGUUAUUACGGCUAUCAGCUGUGGAAGUUGCACGAGGAUUGUCUCGAUCGACAGCGAUGGCGCGUCUUUAGGCGUCUCUUUGGUAGCGAGGUGUGGAACAUCAAUCAAGACGGCAUCGAUAUACUCAUUGAGCAUAAGAACGUCGAGGCGGCUCAGAAGUUUAUGGAGAAAUCUGACUUUAGCUAUAAUGUCAUGAUCGAUGACAUAGAGGCAGCCAUCGAUCAGACCUAUACGGAGGUGAGCGACGAGCAGGCCGAGAGCGCCAAUGCCAACUACUCCCUGCCCUGGCUUCAACGCGAGGGUUCGUUGCUCACCUGGCGACGCUAUCACGAUCACGGCGAUCUACAGCAGUUUCUACAAAAUACGCUCGAGACACACGCCGAUCUGGCUGAGAUUAUACAAAUUGGACUGACGCGCAACAAGCGACCAAUGGAGGUGCUCAGAAUCUCGAAUGGCAAUCGAGCCAAUUGGUCCGUGUUUGUGGACGCCGGACUGCAGGCGCGUGACUGGCUGAGUCCCGCUGCUCUCAGCUAUGCCAUAGCCAAGUUGACCUGGCUCUGGGGUGAGGGUCAGCUGGAGCGGGCUAUGCGUCGUAUUGACUGGUAUUUCCUGCCUUUGGCCAAUCCGGAUGGCUAUCAGUACUCGAGACUGACGGACCGAUUGUGGACCAAGAAUCGCAAUUACGACAUUGACAGCGGCUGCUAUGGCGUCAACCUGGAUCGCAACUUUGAGUACGCUUGGGGUGGAGCGGGCGCCACGCAGAAUGCCUGCAAGAAUCUUUACCAGGGCAGCAAAAGCUUCUCCGAGCCCGAAUCACGCGCCAUACGCAACUUUCUGUUGGGCAUGCGCAAUGACCUGGGCGCCUACAUCUCCCUUGGCGGCUAUGGCCAAACCAUUACCUAUCCCUGGGGCGAUGCGGACUACCUGACGCACAACGAGCGCCAGCUGCGCCACACUGCUCGCCAGGCUGUGCUCAACUUUCGACGCCUCAACCAUGCCGAGUACAGCAUGGGCACCAGCUAUACCCAGAAGAUGGCCAGGGCGGGCAACUCGGCCGACUGGGUGCAGCAGCGCAUCAACCCGCAGUUUGUCUACAAUGUGUUCCUCAAGGAUCUGGGACGCUAUGGCUAUCUAAUGCCGCCACACUACAUUUUGGAGUCGGGCGAGGAGGCCUUCGAGUUUCUCCGCACUAUUGCCGAGCAGCUCAAUGCAUAUGAGUAA
Molecule: messenger RNA, 1800 nt
Organism: Drosophila busckii
Lineage: Eukaryota; Metazoa; Arthropoda; Insecta; Diptera; Drosophilidae
Product: carboxypeptidase A2
Exons: 4
Coding region: 1-1800 (599 amino acids)
Biological process (GO): proteolysis
Molecular function (GO): metallocarboxypeptidase activity; zinc ion binding
Source: RefSeq, a predicted model, not a curated record